This is a messenger RNA of Austrofundulus limnaeus, 1716 nucleotides long. It is a transcript of the gene mfsd8l2, whose product is annotated as major facilitator superfamily domain containing 8-like 2. The transcript has 12 exons. Gene Ontology annotation, molecular function: transmembrane transporter activity. The record is from RefSeq and is a predicted model, not a curated record. Gene Ontology annotation, biological process: transmembrane transport. NCBI's taxonomy places the organism in Eukaryota, Metazoa, Chordata, Actinopteri, Cyprinodontiformes, Rivulidae. Bases 12 to 1631 code for a protein of 539 amino acids.
UGCUCGGGAUCAUGCCCAGUCCUAUCCCAGCCACUUCCCAGAAUGUAUAUCCAGCUAACGAGCCCUGUUCUGCAGCCAAAUCAUCACCUCAUCCCUGUAACAAGCUCGAGUGUGAUGCUCCAGACUGCCGUUUAUCCACCGGGGAACUUCCUGUUGUUUACCAAAAGCUCAAAGAGAGGGAUCUGAAGAUAAAAGGCAGMAAGGGAAUCAGCACAAUGGAUAACAACCAAAAGAGGAAUCUAACUUUUCUCACCAUUGGAUUAAUUUUUAUGCUGAGCGGCAUAGAGUACGCCGUCAUACUGCCGACAAUCUGGAGGUACCUGCAAAUUUUGGAGGCUCCGCCUUACUUUCUGGGUUUGGGUCUGUCUGCCUUCAGCCUGAGCGGGCUGCUCACAGGUCCACUGUUCGGGUUGUGGUCUGAUCGAAGCAAAACUACGAAAUCCAUCAUACUUUUCUCUAACCUCUUCGAGAUUGCUGGUAAUUUCAUGUAUUUUAUUGGAUAUUCAAAGUGGCUGUUAUUAUCCAGUCGGCUUGUUGCAGGCAUCGGUGCAGGAGCAGGCUCGUCCAUCUUUGGUUUCCUAACGAGAAGCACUCUGCCAGAGGAGCGAGCCGGUAUCUUCGCAGCCGUCAUGGCCUGUCGGCAAGCUGGCCUCCUUGUCGGGCCGGCGUUCAACUUGUUCCUGCGGCUGUGUGAUUUCAAACUGGGGCCCUUUGUUGUGAACAAGUAUACGUCUCCUGGGAUCUUUAUGUGCCUGCUGUGGGUGCUGCUUCAGUUUGUGGUCUUGGCUGCGUUUUGGGACACGCUGCCUSUAGGCUCAGAGGACGCCGUGAUGAUGGAAAUGAAACUAGAGAAYGAUGAAGAAGAGGCACCGCUGAUGGGGUCUGAUGAAGAGCAGGUGCACACCUACAGAGCCGUUGACUCUGAAGAACCGGGGAUUUCUACCUCAACUAAGACGGAGCCCGUCCACGGAAACCAGAACCCGUUCAAGAACUUCAGCGUCAGCAGAGAGUUCCUGAGGGAAGAGGUGGUUGUUCUUCUCACAGCUCAGUUCAUCACUCUCUUCAACCAGACGGCGUUAGAGACCAUGGUGACACCUCUGACGCAGCGCUACUUCAGCCUGGGCGAGCUGGGAAACAGUUUGAUGUACAGCCUGUGUGGGGUGGAGGUCAUCCUGGGCUUCUUCUUCGUGCGCUGGCUGAGCAGGAAGGUGGAGGACCGCGCGGUGCUGGCUGUGGGCCUGGUCAUCUGCUGUGCCGCCUGUAUCUGGUGCCUCGCUUUCCUCUGCAACCCCCGAGGUGGAUAUGAAUGGAAGCUGUCUGCCUUCAUCAUCGGGGUCUUCCUCCAGCUGCUGGGUCUUCCCUUCGUCGCCGUGUCUCAGGUGUCGCUCUUCUCUAAAGUCACUGCUGAGAAAACACAGGGGUUUAGCCAAGGAGUCCGACGCUCAGUUGGAGGUCUGGCCACCAUCCUGGGUCCUCUGUGGGCUGGAGGACUGACCAAUAAUUUGUACCUCAUGCUGGGAAUGAUGCUGGCUCUUCUCGUAAUGAUCACAAUUAUGACAGCGCUGUCCUACGAGCAGCUAACUGAGCCGAGGCCGGUGCAGUGUGCCCAGAGCUCUGACAGCGGAGGAUAGGCCUGCAGCAACCACAAAGAGGAGCAUCCAAGUUUACUGCAGAGAUGAAACAUAUUAGUCUGUGGAAUAAAACCUCCCAAACACA